Molecule: messenger RNA, 1737 nt
Organism: Durusdinium trenchii
Lineage: Eukaryota; Dinophyceae; Suessiales; Symbiodiniaceae
Source: the annotation of a GenBank genome assembly
AUGUCCCAAGGGCCAGCUGCCCAGCUGCUGCGCGAUGCAGCGGCCGCACCCUCCCGGCGAGAGCUUUGGCGUCGAGCGUUGGCGGCGUUGCCAACACAGGGGCAAGAUGAUUCAACUCAAGAGCUCGCAGCAGCGGAUGCGCUAAGGCGGCACCUGCAACAUAGAGGGGCUCCUUUGCCCGCUUUGUUGAAUCAGCGGCUGCAAUCAGCCAAUGGCAAUCAUUUGUCUCAGGCUGCCAAGGCCUAUGCCACGUUGCGGGUGAGAGAUCGACCGGUUCUUGUGGCACUGCAGAGACGCACCGCUGAGCUCGUCCAUGAUUCGCGCCUGUGGGGGCAAUCCUUGGCAGAAUUAUUGGAUUCCUUUGGGAAGUUGGCUGGGCGGGGAGAAGCCUCUGGACAGCGUGCUCAGAAUGCGCAGGCUGAAGUUGAGGCCAUCAGCAUGGCCUGGAAGGGCCUAGCACGAAAUGUGGGAGAUCGCUUUGUUCACAGUGCCCGUGAAAUGCGUCUCAUUGAUAUUGCAGUUGGGCUUGGUGGGCUGGCUCGUUUGGGAGCACACGCUAAGGUGCUACAGCCUUUGCAAAAACAUGUCCUUGCGGCUUUGCAAGAUCCGACCGGCAGCACGGGCGGUGACAUCCCCUCAGAGAGGAAACCGUUGGAUCCGCGACAUGUGGCUACCCUUAUAGCCAGCUAUGCCACUUGUGCCCGCCUUGGCCACAGAGAUGAUGCUGUCCUGGAAGCAGCCGGAUCAGCCCUGGAGCGAUGCUGCCGACAGGGGAGAGACCUUGCUGCCGGCUGGCUGCUUCCCUUCAUCAAAUCGUUAGCGACGCAUCUAAGACCGGCUCCGCCCAGUUUGGUGCGGGUGAUCGAGGUGUCCUUACCCAAGGUGGUAAGGAACCUCACAGUGCCACAGCUGGAAGUUGUUGUGCAAUCCUUGGCCUUCAUAUCUGGCUUGAGCAACACAAACAGCCUGGGAGUGCGUCUUGGUGAUGCAUGCCUUGCUGCACCGCUUACCGCCUUGGACACUCCUGCAUUGGUUGGGGCUAUGCGAUCAGCCUUAGCAUUGGGUCACCAUGCUCCUGGCUUUUGGGCCCCUGUGCUUUACGAAGCGAAACGGCGCGUGGAAGCACCAGAGGUCUGGGUGGCAGCAGAUGUGGCCAACGCAGCGUUGUUGGCUGCGCGGGUUGCUGCGCGAGAUGCCAAGAAGCAAGAGGUAGCCAUGGUGGAGGUGCCUAAUGCGGCAGCUCCUCCUGCUUUGGCGCUGCUACAUGCCCUUUGGACACUGGCGCUGCAACGGAUGCGAGACUUCGAGCCACGAGCGCUUGGGAUCCUGGCCAUGGCGAUGAUGAAGAGUGACCAAGAAAAUGGCACUGUUUUUGCUGCCAUUUCGCAUCGAUCCCUCGAACUCUAUGAGAGUGGUGCAAUCUUCAAUAGCUUGGACAUUUGCCAGCUCCUGGUGGCACUAGCCCAUUUUAGAUACAGAGAUGAAUUGUUGCUGAAAGUCCUCGCAUCCAGACUGGAGGAGUCAUUUGAAGGCUAUGACUCCAAAGCGCGUGAUAUUGCAAUGUGGUCCUUUUCAAUCCUUGGUGGUGUUCCAGGGGGCAAAGAGCGAUACCCCCACCUGGUGGAAUGCCUUUUGGAGUAUGAGCUGUCCAAAGGCAAGUCCACGGAGCUGACUGAGGGGCACUUGAGUGCAGUCGAAAUCAUGCCGCACGAAAUCCCGCAGACAGCCCCUGGUUGA